Messenger RNA from Ictalurus furcatus (blue catfish), 1118 nucleotides. RefSeq names its product LSM4 homolog, U6 small nuclear RNA and mRNA degradation associated (gene lsm4). The transcript is spliced from 5 exons. Gene Ontology annotation, molecular function: U6 snRNA binding. Gene Ontology annotation, cellular component: U6 snRNP; spliceosomal tri-snRNP complex; P-body. Gene Ontology annotation, biological process: mRNA splicing, via spliceosome; nuclear-transcribed mRNA catabolic process; P-body assembly. Lineage: Eukaryota; Metazoa; Chordata; Actinopteri; Siluriformes; Ictaluridae. Bases 159 to 587 code for a protein of 142 amino acids. The record is from RefSeq and is a predicted model, not a curated record.
UAACCCGGAAGUAAAAUAGCGGCGCAGAACAGUAUGUGGUUUGAACCGCGUUAUAUUAUAACGAGGAUUUGGCAAGUAGCUGAUGUUAGCAGCUAGAACAAAUAAAUAUACAUUUAUAUCUAAAAAGGACUAAUAGGUUAUACUCUCAGUAAGCCACUAUGCUUCCACUGUCUUUACUGAAAACAGCACAGAACCACCCUAUGCUGGUGGAGCUGAAGAACGGGGAGACGUACAACGGUCAUCUGGUCAGCUGUGACAACUGGAUGAACAUCAAUUUAAGAGAAGUCAUCUGCACCUCCCGGGAUGGAGAUAAGUUCUGGAGGAUGCCCGAAUGCUACAUCCGAGGAAGCACGAUCAAAUACCUGCGGAUCCCCGAUGAAAUCAUCGACAUGGUGAAAGAGGAGGUGGUGUCCAAGGGCCGUGGCCGGGGCGGCAUGCAGCAGAAUAAACAGCAGGGAAAAGGCAGAGGAGGAGGAGCUGGCCGAGGUGUGUUUGGUGGCCGGGGUAGAGGCAUGCAAGGUGCUGGUCGUGGACAGCCACAAGACAAAAAGCCUGGAAAACCACAGGGUGUCAAAAACCAGCACUGAACACAAACACAAUACCUCCUUUCUUUCUUUUUUUUCUUUCUUUCUUCCUUUCAUCAUUUUCUUCUUCUCACCAGAUGUAUAACAUGACACUUUAUAUAACUGUUUUCCCCAUCCACUGAAUCACAUUUUAACACAUCAUUUUCUUUUUUGGUGCCGAUUGCUAUAAAACGAAAACCUAUCCUAUGUAAUGACCAUCCUGUUAAAAAAAAAAAAACAACCCACACACACACACAGUCCUUGUGAUGUGAAAACGAAGAAGCUUAUUUUGAUCUCCUUUCUCAAUUUCAUAAUUCAAGUGGCAAGAAAAACUUAUGUUCUGAUCGUUUAAAUAUUGGAUGCCCUGAAAUCACAAGUUAAACAGUUCUAUAAAAUGGCGUCCAUUUUCCCUCAAUGUUAGAAAAAUCAGACUUUUUUUUCUUUAGACAUUUGUUUUGGUUUUGUUUGUGCCUGAUUUGUCUUUUUUUUUGUCAGCAGACACUGAGAAGUGCUGUAAGUUAUGUGCAGUAGACAUAAUAAAUAUUUUUUUGUUAA